Messenger RNA from Suillus clintonianus, 874 nucleotides. RefSeq lists its product as uncharacterized. Gene Ontology annotation, cellular component: membrane; clathrin vesicle coat. The record is from RefSeq and is a predicted model, not a curated record. NCBI's taxonomy places the organism in Eukaryota, Fungi, Basidiomycota, Agaricomycetes, Boletales, Suillaceae. The coding region runs from base 107 to 739 and encodes 210 amino acids. The transcript is spliced from 6 exons. Gene Ontology annotation, biological process: endocytosis.
CUGUGAAACACAUUCAAGCGCACUACAAAGUAGUACAAACCACCUAGUCUCCCGUAGGCAGUCCCAAUAGAAGGAAGACAGUCGUUCCUUCUGUAGUACUACAAACAUGGAUGUGCUCGACGAAGAGGUCGAAUCGAUAUUAUAUAUUGGGAGAGAAGUCUCAGUCUACAAGAUCCCCCAUCUGAAGGCCAACGAGGGACAUCGUGCUAACGACUGGGGAGACCUUGCACAGCCUCUAUGGAAAGGUAGGCUGCGCAUUGUCGAGAAGUCGACUGGUGCAGCGCUGAUGUUUGAAGAUGCUCAGACGGGCGAAUUGUUCGCCCGCGCACCUUAUGACGCUCUUAAGCCAUGCGUGGAAUCCGUCCUUGAUUCAUCCCGAUAUUUUGUAAUCAGGGUAGAGGAUACUGGCAAGAAGGCCUAUAUUGGGAUGGGAUUCGCUGAGCGAACAGAUAGCUUUGAUUUCAACGUUGCAUUGCAAGAUUACACCAAGCGUUUGAAGGCUGCUUUGAGCCCUCCUAGCCCCUCUGAGGAAACCCCUUCUCCUCAUAUCCCGGUUGGUCCAAAGAAGGACUACUCUUUGAAAGACGGCCAGACGUUCUCUAUAUCCAUUCCGGGAAAAGCUAGUAAAUCAUCAACACCUGGGACCAAUUUGCUAGGUUCCUCCACCCAAAGCACUGGUACCUCGGGGGGAGCAGUACCGCUAUUGCCGCCCCCGCCUUCAUCAGGAAGGAAGAGAUGAUCUUGUACGACCCGAAGUAUUUUGGUAUUUAUCGUACCUACUGUCUUCCAUGAAGACCGAAUUUGCACCAAAAAUAUACACAUUCAAGACAAACGUUCAGAUAUUAUCUCUCUUGGGCGGCAGCUCCUGGAUUUU